CUUUGUCUCAGCUAUAAAAAAAAAAAAUUCAUAUAUUCGUGGUUCAAUGUAGACCAGUCAUUCUUCUCUCACCGACACUUGUUAGUCAGUAGUAUAAUCGUCAAUUGACUAAUCGUUACUGGAUAAAAUUUCUUUUUUUCUGUGUUUCCUCAAACCUUUAGAUACACUGAUACAGAUAAAGCCUUUGUCAAUAAAUUAUUUAAGUUUAUUAUUUUUGCGCUAGCGUACCAUUUUCAACCACUCGGAGUGGAUCUUUUACUUUUUCCUCCCCAUACAGUAUCUACACCGGGAGGCUCAUACUCGAUACUUCCCUGUUCCUUUCCAGUCUUCCAAGCAAGCAUCAGGGAUAAGCAACAUCGAGUCGGUUCUCACUGAUUGAGAUCAUCGUCGAAACUCUCCUACAUACUAACUACGUGUUCACGCGUUGCUGUGAUAAUCGACCCGACCAUUUGGACACUCCACGAUACAUCCCCGUCGGUAAACGCAUUGGUACCCGAACUCGACCGAAAUUAUUUUUUAUUUUAUUUUAUUUAGUACCCGGUCCGUACCGUCAUAAUGCGUCAAGAUGGCCGAUGAUUCUCCAAACGUUUCUCGUCCCGUCUCUUCUCUCGCUCAUCAUCCUCUUCCUACCUCUCUACCUUCCAAUUUAUCCUGUUCGUCCUUCCACGAGAUGCCGCGCACUAGGAGGUUACGUCUACUUGUCGCCGCCAAUGGCCAGAGGGACGUCGCAUACGCCCAGGCGAUCGCCGUGCGCCUACUCAAAGAUUCCCAGAUCGAAACUCGAGCUCUCGUCGACGAGAUACCUGUCCGAUUGACCCACGAUAUAAUUGUCAUGGAGAAUAGGAGUUUGGCGGCUCUGGCGGUCGACGCUGAUCAGAGGACUAGGGAUGCGAUAGAAGCAGCAAGACAAACUGCUUUCGAGCUUGUUGAUUGGGCCGACUUGCUUGUUCUAGCACCUAUUGACGCCGACCACCUCGCUAAGAUGAUGUCCGGUAUUGCCGAUACUACACUUCUAGAAAUACUAAGAGCAUGGGACGUUUCCAAGAAGAUUCUACUCGUGCCUGGCAUGUCCGUACAGAUGUGGGAAAAUCCCAUGACGAAAAAGCAACUGAGCAAGAUCAAGCGCAAGUGGAAUUGGGUCAAGGUCAUGGCGCCCGUACUUUGGCACUACGAGGGACAAAGUGCGCAUAAGCGCAUUGUGUCUUGGGAUGGGUUUAACGACCUCGUUGGCAUAAUAAAAAAUCAGGCAGAAUUAAUGAGCCUAGGACACGACGUCGAAGUCGCCACCCAACAAGCAAUGCAUACAACCGCACCGAGUCGAUCUACCAAAACAUUGCCUCCCGAAAUAUGGACUAUUAUAUUCGAGCAUGUUGGCGAUUGGGAGGUAGCCACUGCUCUUAACAUAUAUACGAAUCUAAAAACUCCACCAGAAUGGAGAACAGAUCGUGCCACCCUUACUGAUCCUAUCGAAUUAUAUAUGCACGAUCUCGAAUGGCUAAUUCUAUCAUGUCCCGGAUCGAAGGCUAUCUGCGACAAACUAGCUGAGGCACCUAAAGGACUCCGUUACGUUUCUUAUUUGGCUGUUAAACUCAUCAUAAAGUUUUCGUUAACCGAUGUCCUCACCUACCUCGAAGCACAUCUAAGCAAGAUCUUCUGGGCCUCGUUUAGCUCCAAAUUACUUCCUAACAAGGCUUCGGGAGUAUAUGGUCGCACGGAUAUUCUCGAUUGGUGGAAUACAUCUCCUUCGUUCCUGAAAAAGGAAUACGACGCCGAAGCACUAGAUAACGCGUCUCGCAUGGGCUACGUCCAUGUGCUAGAUUGGUGGCUACGUUCCGGCCUUGCGCUUAAGUAUACUGAAGCCGCGCUUGAAGCCGCCUCGGCGAAGGGGCACCUACUCGUUCUGGAAUGGUGGCGCGACGCAGCACUUAAACACGAUAACAUCCCACUCAAACCCGGCCGCAGUCUACUCACAGCCGCCCAACGCGGACAGACCGCCGUUCUUCGGUGGUGGGAAUCCUCCGGCAUACCCGCGGCGCAUAGCGAAGGCGUAUGUAAAAUCGCCAGCGCCCACGGACAAACAAGCGUCCUGGAUACCUGGCGCGAACUCAAAGGCGACAAACUCUCCUUCGACGCACAAGUUUUAGUAGCUCCCACGAAACAAGGAUACGUUGAUGUACUCGAGUGGUGGAAGCAAUACGCAAGAGGCGAACAACCCGGUGAUGGCGGGAGGACGCGACGGGUUGAGUAUAAGACUUGUGAUAUUGAAGAGGCGCUUGAGGAUGCUAUUGGAGAUCCACGACCGGUUAGACGGUGGUGGGCUAGGAAUGGGCUGAAUUUGGGAUUGGGGACAAAUGAGUGGAUGAAAGUUAGGAGGCUUUAGGUUGGUGAGGG
Molecule: messenger RNA, 2391 nt
Organism: Hypoxylon trugodes
Lineage: Eukaryota; Fungi; Ascomycota; Sordariomycetes; Xylariales; Hypoxylaceae
Product: flavoprotein
Exons: 1
Coding region: 566-2380 (604 amino acids)
Biological process (GO): coenzyme A biosynthetic process
Cellular component (GO): phosphopantothenoylcysteine decarboxylase complex
Molecular function (GO): FMN binding; phosphopantothenoylcysteine decarboxylase activity
Source: RefSeq, a predicted model, not a curated record